This is a messenger RNA of Cherax quadricarinatus, 1777 nucleotides long. The record is from RefSeq and is a predicted model, not a curated record. NCBI's taxonomy places the organism in Eukaryota, Metazoa, Arthropoda, Malacostraca, Decapoda, Parastacidae.
CUCAAUCGAUAGAAAAAACGGAGUUCUAAAGAAAUAGCUCUAAGUUUGGUCGACUGGAACAAUGGAAUUAGCAGAAAAUAGGGCUCAAAGUGGGCAAAAUCGCCGAUUCGUCAAUAUUGCCGAGGUUGCUAACUUCGUGAGAGCGUAAUUCCAUCAGUUUUCCAUCAAAUUUCGUUCUUUUGGUCUCAUUACAAUUGGGAAAAGAUUCUCUAUCAUUUCAUUCAAUUUUUUUUUUUUUUUUAAAUUUUUGCGACACUAGGAGACACCUCAGGAUUUGGGGUUGCGACAGUCAAGGGGUUAAUCACUGAAGAAGGCACAUUCUCCCCUCUCUCUUCCUCCUCUGAAGCAAUUUCCUCAGCUGCGAUCUGUUGCUGUUCCAGUUGAAGGUGUUGCAGCUCUUCAGUGGUUAGCUCUUCCUUGUGGUCAUCCACCAACUCUUCUACAUGCUGGCCACUCACAUCCAACCCCUUAAUUUGCUACGAGUUCUUUCUUGAAUCCUAUCAUGUUUCUCUCCUUUAUGAAAGGGCUGGCAUUCAGAACUUUCUUUGGCCCUAUGGUGGCUUAUUUAGCAGUCACACUCAAUAAACAAGGACAAAAAAAAAUGGAUUAUUAUGAAAUGUUUCGGAUGAACGUGCAGGGUAAUGCUCACUCGAGAAACAAAGCUAGACUGACUCAGAACACAUGGGAGGCUUUGUGUGGGCACGGGCAGGUGGACACUUUCAGUAUUUCGGACCGACAAAAACCAAGGUCAUGAAUGAAAACUGGGACAAAAUUUUGACAGAAAAAAGUCAUUGAAAACCGAAUUCAGUGAAAACCAGGGCAAACAAAAACUGAGGUUUCACUGUACAGAGAUGGUUAUCUUUGUGUAAAUACACUGAGAGGUGUGUGGACGUAUCAAUUUGCUACCCUUACAACGGCGGCAUCCUCGUAAAUCCAUCUUCCCGAAUGGCUCUCAUAGGCACCUGUGUGUCUCAGUGUGGCAAAAAUCUGGCUCUUCAGUGGAUGUACAUGGACAUGUCUGGGAACCCUGUAAAUGACACCUGUAAUACUUGUGACCCAGUUACUAACCCAGUGUUCCUGACGCCAGUGACCACUUUCACCAUUGCUGCCAAUCCACUAUUCUUUGAAAUCAAUCCAAGCAUAAAUAAGUUCCGAUUCCGACUUACGGGAACAACAGAAACUCAAUCAAGUGGGUUUGCAGAGAUGGUGGUGGUUUUGAACGGUCCUCCAGCAAGUGGGACAUGUACACUGAAUACCCUUAGUCUGCGAGCACUCAUUGGAUUCAAACAAUGGCAACUUGUAACAACUGGAAAGACCAAGAAAAACUUGGUAUCCAGUCAUACACCUUUUAUUACCCUUCUGGUAAUACCCAAGCAACUAUGGGAUCAUCAGGUUUUAGUUAUUUGAAUUUGAUCUUCCCAGUGGGUAUUUUUGAUGUCUCGUGCCGUAUUACCGACAAUUUUGGAAGUUUUACAAAUGUGUUUCUUGGGACUGUGAAUGCCUCAAUGAUUACAAAGGCUCAGUACGAUGCUUAUAAUCCUUCAGCUGUACUUCAAAACUUGGCAUCAAUUGGUGAUCAAACAACAUUAGCGAUGGUUUUAAAUUCACUAGCAUCCAUUAAAUUGAAUGCUGAUUGGCUUUCACUAAAUGACAGUUCCUUUGGUAACUUAACAAGUGAUCAAGCCAAUGAUAGACUUAAUGAAAUAAGUAACAUGAAUAAACAAGCACUUGAAUUUGCUGCUGAUACUAUGACUUUUUCUUCAUUAUCUCAACUUAA